Nematostella vectensis (starlet sea anemone) is the source of this 2595-nucleotide messenger RNA. RefSeq names its product NADH-ubiquinone oxidoreductase 75 kDa subunit, mitochondrial. The coding region runs from base 126 to 2303 and encodes 725 amino acids. Gene Ontology annotation, cellular component: membrane. Gene Ontology annotation, molecular function: iron-sulfur cluster binding; NADH dehydrogenase (ubiquinone) activity. The transcript has 23 exons. The record is from RefSeq and is a predicted model, not a curated record. Gene Ontology annotation, biological process: ATP synthesis coupled electron transport. Lineage: Eukaryota; Metazoa; Cnidaria; Anthozoa; Actiniaria; Edwardsiidae.
UGGGCUCAUGUUAUGUAACUUCAGCUCCCGGAUGUUACAGAGAAGUGGCCGCCAUCUUGGAGUGGUCUCGUUUGUAUAUUAGCCAAAGAAGCUCAUUUGCGAGCUUCCAGUUAAAGCCAUAGAUUAUGUGGCGACCAACAAUUACUAGAGGAGCAGUGAUCAAGCAUGCUAGAAGUGCCCUUCCAGUCAUCAAUUCCGCACGUCAAUCAACAGCUGCUGCUCCUGAAAAAGUUGAAGUAUUUGUGAAUGACAAGAGUGUUCUGGUCGACCCUGGAUUCACAGUUCUCCAGGCAUGUGCAGCAGCUGGUGUUGAGAUUCCUCGGUACUGUUACCAUGACCGCCUCUCUAUUGCUGGCAACUGUAGGAUGUGCCUUGUGGAAGUUGAGCGUUCUAUCAAGCCUGUUGCUUCCUGUGCAAUGCCAGUAAUGAAGGGAAUGAAAAUCAAAACAGAUUCACCUAUGACACGCAAAGCAAGGGAGGGAGUUAUGGAAUUCCUGUUGAUGAACCACCCCCUUGACUGCCCCAUCUGUGACCAAGGAGGGGAGUGUGACCUUCAAGAUCAGUCUAUGGCUUUUGGCAGUGACAGGAGCCGCUUUGUUGAUAACCAGUUUUCUGGGAAAAGAGCUGUUGAGGAUAAAAAUGUAGGCCCUCUUGUCAAGACAAUCAUGACCAGAUGCAUCCACUGCACAAGGUGUAUCAGGUUUGCCAGUGAGAUAGCUGGGGUCGACGAUCUAGGAACCACUGGCCGAGGGAGUGAUAUGCAGGUCGGCACUUACAUAGAGAAGAUGUUCAAGUCAGAGAUGUCUGGAAAUGUUAUAGAUUUGUGCCCAGUGGGUGCUUUGACGUCCAAACCAUAUGCAUUUGUAGCAAGACCAUGGGAACUAAGAAAAACAGAUUCAGUUGAUGUCCUUGAUGCAGUUGGAAGCAAUAUAGUGGUCAACACAAGGAGUGGUGAGGUCAUGAGGAUUCUCCCGAGGAUGAAUGAGGAUAUAAAUGAGGAGUGGAUAUCUGACAAAACAAGGUUUGCGUAUGACGGCCUGAAAAGACAAAGACUUACCACUCCCAUGGUAAAAGAUGCUCGAGGAAAUCUCACUGCAUGUACUUGGGAAGAAGCCCUUAUCUCUGUUGCACAGAAAAUGACUUCUCUAAAUGGCAAUGAGAUGGUUGCCAUUGCUGGUGGUCUUGCUGAUGCAGAGGCCCUUGUUGCUAUGAAGGAUCUCUUCAACAGAUACAACUGUGAAGGGCUCUAUACAGAAGAAGGGUUUUCAAACCAAGGUGCUGGAACUGAUCUGAGAUCAAACUACAUAAUGAAUACCACAAUCUCAGGAAUUGAGGAUGCUGAUGUUCUUCUGUUAGUUGGUGCUAAUCCACGAUAUGAAGCACCCUUAAUAAAUGCUCGCAUCCGCAAAAGUUGGAUGCACAAUGACCUCCAAGUAGGACUUCUUGGCACGCAGGUGGAUUUAACCUAUGAUUAUGAGCACCUUGGUACAACUGCAGAGACACUUAAAGAUAUUCUCUCUGGAAAGAACCCAUUCGCUAAGACUCUCCUAAAGAGCAAGAAGCCGAUGAUUCUGGUCGCCAAUAAAGCGCUUGAUGGAGCCGAUGGGCAUGCAAUUCAGACUCUUGUCACGGAAAUGUCGGAGAAGCUGAAGAGCCGCAAGGAAACUGAUCCAGAAUGGAGAGUGCUGAACGUGAUGCAAGGGGUUGCAAGUCAAGUUGCCGCAUUAGAUCUUGGCUACAAGCCUGGUGUGCAAAACAUUGUAGAAGUUCCUAAACUGGUUUUUCUUCUUGGAGCUGACGGCCAGGUAUUGCGGCGUGAGGACUUACCGAAAGACUGCUUUAUUGUCUAUCAAGGUCAUCAUGGCGACCACGGUGCACAUAUGGCUGACGUCAUCCUGCCUGGUGCUGCAUACACGGAGAAGACAGCCACGUACGUGAACACGGAGGGCCGCGCCCAGCAGACGAGGCGCGCUGUGACCCCUCCAUCCUACGCAAGAGACGACUGGAAGAUCAUCCGAGCUUUGUCUGAAAUCGCAGGCCAGACAUUGCCGUAUGAAACACAGGAAGAGAUCCGGCGACGAAUGACCGAGAUUGCGCCUAACCUGACCCGCUAUGGUGACGUGGAGCAGGCCAACUUCUUCAGUCUCGCACUUGGGCUUAUACAGGGCUCCAAAGCACAACCCAGCAAGAAACCGUUAACACCGCGGAUAGCAGAACUAAAAGAUUUCUACAUGACGGAUGCGGUGAGCCGUGCGUCCCAGACGAUGGCCAAGUGUGUCAAAGCAGUACAGACAAUGAAAUGAGCCAACUACCCUCAAGCUUAUCAGAUACCCGUGCUAUCAAUCGCUAUCACUGUCAAUAUCUCGAACGCGUUAUUUGUAUCAGUGCUGUGGACUGGGGCACGCGAUUGCUUUCCUAACUGAAUUGUAUUUCACAACUCUUUUGUGCACGGCUCGUUUGACUUGUCUGUGAAGCUGAUCAAACAUCGUUUUAUCUGAGCCUGAGCGGUUCUCUUGCAGCCCCUAGCUGCAAGAUAUUUUUGUAAAGUAAUUAUUAAGGUGAGAGUUACAUUAAUAAAAUGAAAACUUUAUUGGA